CUACCCACUUAAUAUCUUCAAGUGGGCAUUCCAUAUAUUUACAUGAUUUUGUGUAAUUCUUGAAAAUUUUUUGUUUCUUUUCACACUUUUACCAUAUAAAGAUUUCUGGGUAUGGUAUUUUAUUGAGUUCACUUGAGUAUUCAGGUUUUUGGCAAAGUUUUAAUCUUUUCCUAAAAUCUGGAAAAGGGUAGGAUUCUUUUCCCCCAAAAAACUGGAAAAUCUUAUUAGUUUAUAUAACAAUGGUUGCUAUAAAGGAGAUUUUAGCAAACAAGAUAGUGGUAGGACUUGUAUUGGGGCAGAUUCUUUCUCUUUUGAUUACUUCAACUGGAUUUUCAUCAUCUGAGCUUGCUAGAAGAGGAAUCAAUGCACCUACUUCACAGUCUUUAGCAAACUAUGUGAUGUUAGCGAUUGUCUAUGGAGGAAUACUAAUAUACCGGAAAAGUGGGCUUAAGGCAAGAUGGUAUUAUUAUUUACUUCUUGGACUAGUCGAUGUAGAGGCAAAUUAUCUUGUGGUGAAAGCUUAUCAGUACACAUCUAUAACGAGUAUUAUGCUGCUCGAUUGUUGGUCAAUUCCCUCUGUCAUACUGCUCACUUGGCUCUUCCUGAAGACAAGAUACAGGUUUAAGAAAAUAGCUGGAGUUUCCAUCUGUAUUGCUGGUCUUGUGCUUGUUAUUUUCUCAGAUGUUCAUGCAGCAGACCGGUCACAAAGUGGUAGCAGCCCUAUUAAAGGAGACUUUCUGGUGGUUGCCGGGGCUACACUUUAUGCUGUCAGCAACGUUAGUGAGGAGUUCUUUGUGAAAACAGCUGAUAGGAUUGAACUCAUGGCAAUGUUGGGGUUCUUUGGUGCAAUUAUUAGUGGUAUUCAAAUAAGCAUACUUGAGCGAGAGGAACUCAGGUCCAUCCACUGGACUUCAGGAGCAUUGCUUCCCUAUACCGGAUUUGCAGCAGCGAUGUUUCUAUUUUACUCGGGUGUCCCUGUUUUGCUAAAGAUGAGUGGAUCUACAAUGCUGAAUUUGUCUUUGCUGACUUCUGACAUGUGGUCAGUCUUGAUACGUAUAUUUGCAUAUCAUGAAAAGGUUGAUUGGAUGUAUUUCGUAGCCUUUGCUGCUGUUGCUGUCGGGCUCAUCGUUUAUUCAGGGUUCGACAAAGAAAACCAUGAUGAAGCUGCAGAGGAUGCAGACCAAAACAGAUAUUUAGAUGAAGAAGCAGGUGUUGCUAGUAGCAGUAGCAAGUAUGAGUCUGCUACCACAAGCAGUAAUUACAAUACAGAGGUCAAGAAGAUUUGAUCUGGGAGAUAGAAACAAAUUAUUCUGAUGCUGAACAACAUUAAUAGCCUCUUAUUUUUAAUUCAUUUAUAUUAACGAACUAGAGAAAUCAUAAUUGAAAUAGGAUCAAAGUGUAUUUAUCACUUGAACACAGAUGCGUAAUUUUUAAAAAGAAAAAAAAAUCUUGCUUUUUAUUGCGAUAA
Erigeron canadensis is the source of this 1468-nucleotide messenger RNA. RefSeq names its product solute carrier family 35 member F1-like. Gene Ontology annotation, biological process: transmembrane transport. Gene Ontology annotation, molecular function: transmembrane transporter activity. Gene Ontology annotation, cellular component: membrane. NCBI's taxonomy places the organism in Eukaryota, Viridiplantae, Streptophyta, Magnoliopsida, Asterales, Asteraceae. The record is from RefSeq and is a predicted model, not a curated record. The transcript has 11 exons. The coding region runs from base 240 to 1286 and encodes 348 amino acids.